AUGGAUAGAGAAGUUAAAAAUGGGAAUUCUUCUUCAUUCCUUUCUGUUAACAAUAACAACGAAGAGUCCCCUAGAAAGCCACAAGUUGGUGGUGGCAAUAGUGACAGAUUGAAGAGAGAUGAGUGGAGUGAAGGAGCUGUUUCAAGCCUUCUUGAAGCUUAUGAAGCUAAAUGGACACUUAGGAACCGUGCAAAACUCAAGGGACAAGAUUGGGAAGAUGUUGCAAAACAUGUCUCAUCACGUGCAAACUCGACUAAGUCUCUUAAGACGCAAACACAGUGUAAGAACAAAAUUGAGUCGAUGAAGAAAAGGUAUAGGUCGGAGUCUGCCACGGCUGAUGCUUCCUCAUGGCCGCUUUAUCCUCGUCUUGAUCUUCUACUCCGCGGAAAUGCUCCUCCUCCUCCUCCUCCUCCUUUUUCAUCGUCUCCUCAAACUUGUCACGGCCCAACUUUGAUGUUUUUAGAAUCAUCGCAGCCGCAAGAAUUGCCACAGCCUUUACCACCGGUGUCACCUCCACUGCCACCUCUACCUCAGGCUCCAACGACGGUUUUGCAACCUGAAAAACUUGUGCAAAAUUCACAUGGUUCGAAUGGUCUUGAUCGGUUGGCCAAGGAAGAUGGAGUUGCUGACAAAUUAUCUGAUCAUGAAUCGGAUAAAAAUCGCAUGGAGACAGAUAGUAGCACACCAGGGCCUUAUAGCGGACAGGAGAAAUUGAAGUCGAAAAAUUUAAAGAUGAAGAUGGGGCGAAAGACUAAGCGAAGAGGAGAAGAAAGGGAUAUAGCAGAGAGCAUUAGAUGGUUAGCAGAAGUAGUACUGAGGUCGGAACAAUCUCGAAUGGAGACUAUGAGAGAGUUAGAGAGAAUAAGAGCUGAAGCUGAUGCUAAGAGAGGAGAAAUGGAUCUUAAAAGGACUGAGAUUAUUGCAAAUACUCAACUGGAAAUUGCUAAGCUCUUUGCAGGAAUUGGAAGAGGAGUUGAUUCUUCAUUGAAGAUUGGAAGAAGUUGA
Molecule: messenger RNA, 1005 nt
Organism: Fraxinus pennsylvanica
Lineage: Eukaryota; Viridiplantae; Streptophyta; Magnoliopsida; Lamiales; Oleaceae
Source: the annotation of a GenBank genome assembly